This is a messenger RNA of Cetraspora pellucida, 249 nucleotides long. Lineage: Eukaryota; Fungi; Glomeromycota; Glomeromycetes; Diversisporales; Gigasporaceae. The record is from the annotation of a GenBank genome assembly.
AUGAACAAGAAAAUUUUAGGCCCUAAUAGCUUGGGCCAUAACUUGAACCAUGGUUCAAACUGUGGUUUUAGUAGUCAUGAAUCAAGCAACAUUUCCAGAGCAUUAACUAAUACAAUUGGCAGAUUGAUACAAGCCAAUAGUUUUAAAGCUACCCCUGCAAUACAUGAUAGAUUGUUGGCGUACGGUACGUUUUUUACAAUUAAUCAAAUGUUUAAUGACUUCAUCAUUAGUAGAUCACCACGAUUUUGA